Tilletiopsis washingtonensis is the source of this 5358-nucleotide messenger RNA. Its product is annotated as Pkinase-domain-containing protein. The transcript is spliced from 3 exons. Bases 113 to 5083 code for a protein of 1656 amino acids. Lineage: Eukaryota; Fungi; Basidiomycota; Exobasidiomycetes; Entylomatales. The record is from RefSeq and is a predicted model, not a curated record. Gene Ontology annotation, biological process: protein phosphorylation; intracellular signal transduction; microtubule cytoskeleton organization. Gene Ontology annotation, cellular component: cytoplasm. Gene Ontology annotation, molecular function: ATP binding; protein serine/threonine kinase activity; tau-protein kinase activity.
CACCUCGCGGCACCCGCUCCGGCCCUUCGCCCCGCACUCGCGCGCGCUCGCUGCUGCCUAGCCGCCGAGCGGCGCACCGCUGAGCAGCACACUCUCCGUGUCCGCUGGCUCGAUGCACAGCAGCCAGCCGCCGCCGUUUGCCGAGCUCGACCCCGACCACGAGCGCGAGCCGGCAAAGUUCCGCAAGCUGCCUGUGCCCGCGCAGCAGGCGGCGCACCUCGAGCCCGCGGCCGCGCCGCAUCCGCCCGCAUCCGCCGCAGCCGAGACGGCCAGCUCGUCGUCCGGCAGCAGCGCGGCCGCAGGCGGUGAUUCGGCUGCCUCGGGAGAGCUUCGCUUUCCAUCGGCCUUGAACGGCGCGUCCUCAGAGCGCGCCCGGGGCAGCAUGUCGCUGCCAGACGCCAGCUCGCGCAGGGCAGGCUUCGUCGGCGGCGCGCCCGGCAGCCAGGAGGCCAUGGAUGCGCUUGAUGCGCUUGGCUCGCUGGGCCCCGGCGGCGAUGUGCCGCCGCUCUCGGCGGGCCUCAGCGCCGCGGGCGUGCCCGACGGCCCGCCGCCCACGUCGCUCGUCAGCGUGCCCGAAGAUGCGCAGAUGAACGGCACGCAGUUCCGCUCCAGCGACGGGCUCGACGAGCUCGACGCAGAGGACCUGCCGCGGAGCAGCAUGACUGUCAGGCCCACGCGCGCGUCCCUCGGCGAGGCACCGGCGCCAGAAGGCUCUCCUUCGUCGCGCUCCCAAUUCGGAAUUUCUCCGGCUGCGUCGGCCGUGCUCGACCGGCCACGCUCCACUGAUGAGGCAGAUGUGUUCGGCGGCGGCCCCAGCUCUCCGUCGCGGGCAGGCCGCGCGUCGUCAAGUGAGAGCAACAAGCCGCUGCCCGGUCUGCCUGCCGCGACACGGCCAGUCAGCGACCUGCGGCUCAAUGGCCCUUCGACGUCGCCGCUACCUGCCGCAGGCGUCGCGUCUCCCUCUGUCCUCGCCGCAGCAGCUGCAGCGCUGCCGCCUCAGCACAUUCCGCGUCCGAUGCCUGGUGCAGGAGCAGCGAACGGGCACGAGUCUGGCGGCGCGCGCGCUCUGCGGCCGUCUGGCGACCUGGUGCAGCGCGACGAGCCCAGCUCGUCGGACGCAGAGACUGCGCGCUCGCUGGCCAACAGCAACCGCAGCAGCAUCGACGACAUCCGGCGAAUGCACGCAGCGCGCGCAGCAGCGCGGGAAAGCUCGCCCACUGCGCACGCCACGCCCGAGCCGCGAGCACACAGCACUCGUCGUGAAGCCCCGGGCUCGGAGCCUGGUGCGCGGCCGCUGAGCGUGUUCGAGACGCGCGCGGCACCGAGCGGCGCCAGCAGCCGCAGCUCGAGCCGCGCACCGGUGCGGCCACGCAGCAGCGACGGCCACGACUCGCGCGAGUCUGCCCGCACACCGCCGCGCAGCGCCAGCGGCAACACGUCCGCGACUCUGCGCGAUGGCGAGGCGCGCGAGCGUGAGCGCUCCGAGCGGCCCGAGGGCGGCGAGCGCGAGCGCGAAAAGCCGCGCAGCCGGCGAACGCUGGGCGACUACGCGCUCGGCAAGACGCUCGGCGCGGGCAGCAUGGGCAAGGUCAAGCUGGGCGUCAAAAUGGGCAACGGCGAAAAGGUGGCGAUCAAGAUCAUCCCGCGGCACACGUCGCUCGCGGCAGCGCAGCACGGCAAGCCGGGCAGCGAGGCAGUCACGCCGACGGCCUCGUUCCUCGCCAAGGCGGCGGCCAAGGACCACAGCAAGGAGGUGCGCACGAUUCGCGAGGGCAGCCUGCAGCUGCUGCUGCACCACCCGUACGUGUGCGGCAUGCGCGAGAUGAUGAUCCAUCCGCACCACUACUACAUGGUCUUUGAGUACGUCAACGGCGGCCAGAUGCUCGACUACAUCAUCUCGCACGGCCGCCUGCGCGAGCGGGCGGCGCGCAAGUUCGCGCGCCAGAUCGGCAGCGCGCUGGAGUUCUGCCACCGCAACUCGGUCGUGCACAGAGACCUCAAAAUCGAGAACAUCCUCAUCUCCAAGACGGGCAACAUCAAGAUCAUCGACUUUGGCCUGUCGAACCUCUUCUCGCCGCACUCGCACCUCUCGACGUUCUGCGGCUCGCUGUACUUUGCCGCGCCCGAGCUGCUCAACGCCAAGGUGUAUACCGGUCCCGAGGUCGACGUGUGGAGCUUCGGCAUCGUGCUCUACGUGCUCGUGUGCGGCAAGGUGCCGUUCGACGACCAGAGCAUGCCGGCGCUGCAUGCCAAGAUCAAGCGCGGCCAAGUCGAGUACCCCGCGUGGCUCAGCGGAGAGUGCAAGCACAUCCUUUCGCGCAUGCUCGUGACGAACCCCAAUCAGCGCGCGACGCUGCCCGAGAUCCUCGCGCACCCUUGGAUGGUCAAGGGAUACGACGGCCCGCCGAACGCGCACCUGCCGACACGGCAGCCGCUGCGGCCCGGGCAGCUAAACCCCGAGGUGAUCAAGGGCAUGACGGGCUUCGAGUUCGGCACGCCUGAGGAGAUCGAGGCGCGCCUGACGGAGGUGCUCACGAGCGAGAGUUACAUGACGGUGCUGCAUGGCUGGGAGUCGAAGCACGGCAUGCCACUCUCUGGCCUCUCGCCUGCUGCGAGCUUUGCUGGUGCCGGGUCGAACGGCACGCUGCUCGGCUCGGAAGGCACGCUCGGCCGCGCCCACACGCGCGGCUCGGUCGAGUCCAAGUCCAAGACGGGCUCGAAGCGCUUCAGCGGCAUCGACUUCUACCGCAAGAAGAUCAGCGUCUUUGGCGGCGGCUCGAAGGAUGACGGCAGCGGCACGUCGAAUGGCGUCUUGAGCGGCUCGACCAACCCGAACGCCACAUGGCCGGGCGCGGGCAAGGAGCCGCUGGACCCGACGCGCGGCUUUCACCCGCUCAUCUCCAUCUACUACCUCGUCUCGGAGAAGAUGGAGCGCGAGCGGCUAUACGGCCACUCCUUCUUCGCCAGCUCCAACAUCUCCGUCAACGGGCCGCUGCCGGCCGGGCCGUCGGGCCGCCCGGCGGUGUCCUCGGCAGCCGGCGACGCGUCGGGCGGCUCGAUGCCGACGGCCGCAGACAUCCCGCAGGAAGCGCUGCGCGUCCCAGAAGCCUCUCACAUCUCUGCCGGCCAGAAGGACAGCCCGAUCCUGCCUGCAGACUUGCCCGCGCCACCGCGCUCGGCUGCGUCGUCCACGCCCGCCUCUCCGACACCCGUCUUCGAGUCGCGCCAGAAGAGCCAGCCGAUGGCCGUCAUGGCUGGUGCGCCGCGCGCGCGCGCCCAGGGCGACGAGGUCGAGGCUGCGCUGCGCGACAAGGGCUUCUCCGCACCCAUGGCUGCCGCUGGUGGCUGGACGAUGAGCUCGCGGCGCUCCGAUGCCGCCGCCUCGGCCCUGUCGCCGCCUCCGCGCUCGAGCAUCUCCGGCGCUGUCGCUGCCGCGCCGGUGCAGCCGCUGCCGUCAAACCACAAGCGCAGCCUGAGCCUGACGGGCAAGCGGCCUGCUUCCGCAGGGAUGGGAGUGCCGCCGCCGCCGCUCGACAAGGAUCUGCCUGCUGCCGUGCCGCGGCCCGCGCGCAAGGAUGGACAGAGCGCGUCGCCUGACCACCGGCGCAGCUACCACGCCGGCGUGAGCCCGAUGCGCGACGGCUCCACGCCGCUCGGCGACGAGGAUGCUGGCGCAGCCACGCCCGGCGGAGGCUCGAGCUUCGUGCGCCGCUUUGGCUCGCUCAUCGGCCGCUCGCCGUCGAGCCCUCUUGAUGCAGAGCGCCGCCGGCAAGCGCGCAUGAGCACGGGUGGCAUGCCCACGGCGGCGCCGACGCCUGUGCGGCGCGGCAGCACGCACAUCACCGGCCUCAUGGGCGUGGCCGAGAGCGGCGCUGAGGCGCCCGCCAGCCCCGAGCCUGCCGACUCGCCAGUCGCAGCGCGGUCCGACACUGGCGUGCGGCGCUCUGGCACGCUCAAUGAGCUCGGACGGCCCCGCCCGUCCACUGCCAGUCCCGGCGCCGUGUCGAUGGGCCGCGCAGCUGGAGGCCGCGCGCUGUCUCCCUCGCGCGUGCGGCCUGGCUCCUUGGCUGCUCCUCUGGGCACUGUUGAUGCGUCGGUCGACGACCCGGCGCCUGCUUCCGCCGUCUCGGCAGGCGGCUGGCACGGCGUCCAGCCUGGGCAGCUCGGCGCCAUGCCGCCGAACGCCCGGCGAGACGGGGUCGCUCGCUCUGCAACUGUGAACGCGGGCUCGAGCCUCUACAGCUCGGCCGGCGCAGGAGCUGCGGCUGCGACGCCGUCGCGCGAAGGCGAGGCUGCCACGUCGAAGCCGAUUUUCCUCAAGGGCCUCUUCAGCGUGCAGACGACGAGCACCAAGUCGCGCACCGUCAUCCACGCCGACCUUGUGCGCGUGCUCGAGCGCAUCGGCGUGCAGUACCGCGAGAUUCGCUCGGGCUACGAGUGCGUGCACCUGCCGAGCCUCGACUUCUCGGGCGCCGGCGGAGCGCCAACGCAGCUGCCCGAGGGCCAGGGCAACGCGCGCAUCCCCAUGACGCCGUCGAACGGCGGCGCAGGCAUCAGCAGCGGCGGCGGCAUCGAGAACAUGGACGGCGACGCCGGUACGCGGCCUCAGGGCCCGCGACGCAAGCAGAGUCGCAUCUCGUUUGUCUCGAGCCGGCGCGAGCGGCGCCGCGCCGAGAAUGCAUCGCAGGCCGACACGGCGAGCAUCUCGUCGGCGACGGCGUACGGCACCGAUGAGCGCCGCAGCCCGGUCAACUCGCGCAGCCGCGCCAGCUCUCUGGCUGGCAGCGGCAGCAGUCCGGCGCUGGACCAGCAGGAGGGCACGCCGUCCAAAGCGCCGCGUGCGCCGUCGCGCCAGCGCACCGACUCCAUCGUCGAGAUCGCACCUGGCAGCGCGCCGCCGCCGGUGCCCGCCAAGACGAUCGACCAGACUACCGCGCACGACCUCGCCGUGCGCUUCGAGAUCUUCGUCGUCAAGGUGCCGCUGCUGCUCGGCGUCAACGGCCUGCAGUUCCGGCGCGUGAGCGGCAACCCUUGGCAGUACUCGAUGCUGGCGCGACGAGUGCUGCAGGAGCUGAAGCUCUAAGCUUGCUCUCCGCAAGGAGCCCUCUGUCUUCGCUCUGCUCGCUGUCGCCGUUGCUACAGCGGGCGGCCUGCAUUCGACGCCUGCGCUGCUGCCGUGCAUGCCACGCAGUACCCAACCUCCCCUUUUCCGCUCCCUCAUGCCGGCCCCGGUCCUCGUCAUCCAGCUCAUCGCUCAUGGGCGCCUUCUGUGGCCGCCUCACACUUGUCUCCUUCACGCGGCCCGAACUUGGCCAAUCGAAUCAUCAAUUGCACGCUGGACACUUUGCCAUGGGCCCC